CUGCCUCCCGGCGUGUAACGUGCUCGGAACCGAGCGAGACUCUUCAAAAAAAAAAAAAAAAAGAAAGUGAGGUUAAAAAGGUGGUGUCGGUGGCACUUUUUGGGCUUUGUUUUUUUUGCCAUCCGGCAGAGUCCGGACGGAACGUCCGCUCCGAGCUUCCGCGUCGAAACGACGACAUGGAGCGCUGCUGCUGCUGAUCGGCGAGCGGAGCCGUCCGCGCAUCAUCUCGGGUCGGCGUCGGCGUCGACGUCUGGCGGUCCGGCCAUGUCUGCGAGGGAAAAAGCCAUUCCGAGCAAGGACAGCGUCAGCCUGCUGCCCUGCUUUUAUUUCGUCGAGCUGCCCAUCCUGGCGUCAUCCAUGGUCAGCUUGUACUUCCUGGAGUGGACGGAUUUGUUCAAGCCGGUCAAGUCCGGCUUCAACUGUCACGACCGCAGCCUGAGCCUCCCUUACGUCGACCCCAACCACGAGGUCAUCCCCCUGCCCGUGCUGCUCAGCCUGGCUUUCGCGGGGCCCGCCGUCACGAUGAUGAUCAGGGAGGCCGUCCUGUUUUGUUGUCUGUCUCGAAGAAGGAGCGGCGGCGGGGGCGAGGCCAACCUCAACGCGGCCGGCUGCCACUUCAACUCGUUCAUUCGUCGAGCCAUCCGUUUUGUAGGCGUUCACGCCUUUGGUCUUUGUGCCACUGCCCUCAUCACAGACCUCCUUCAGCUGAUGACGGGCUACCCGGCGCCCUACUUCCUCACGGUGUGCAAGCCCAACUACACCACUCUGAGCGUCAGCUGCGAGCAGAACCCUUACGUCCUGCAGGAUAUCUGCUCCGGGGUGGACGCCGCCGCUAUUAACCGGGGCAGAAAGUCCUUCCCGUCCCAACACGCUACUCUGGCAUCCUUUGCGGCUGUGUACGUUUCGAUGUACUUCAACAGCACGCUGACGGACUCGUCCAAACUGCUCAAGCCCCUGCUGGUCUUCUCCUUCAUCAUCUGCGCCAUCGUUUGCGGUCUGACUCGGAUCAUUCAGUACAAGAACCACGCCGUCGACGUCUAUCUGGGAUUCCUGCUGGGCGGAGCCAUUGCCGUCUACCUGGGCCUGUAUGCGGUUGGAAAUUUCCUCCCAGGCGAAGAGAUGAGCGGCGGCGGCGGCGGCGGCCUCCCUGCCCAGCCCCACUGCCCCACCUGCUCCUUGGCGCACAUUAGCCAGGAGGCGGUCCUUCAUCAGCUGCAAAUGAAAGCCGGCGCGUCAGGGGAGCCCGGCGUUGCCGGCGCCCCGUCGGAAGGCCUUCUCCGUCGCGCUCUCCCGCAGCAGCGGGCCGACGACGGCCUGAAGCGCUCGGGCGGAGACGCGGACGGGAUCUCGGCCCGCGGCCCGCGGGGCAAAGAGACGGCGGUGACCUUUAGCCACACCCUCCCCCGCGUCCACACGCCGCAGGCCAUCGCCGCCUACGAAGAGGCGGCCAGGCGUCACGCCGCCACCCUUCACCGGGACUCCAGCCGUUCCAAGCAGCUUUUGUCGCAGUGGAAAAGUAAAACAACCACAAGUGCCCUCUCCAGCUCCCGCCCCCGGGAGACGUCGCCGGCCAGCCCGCUCAGCACCCUCGCCAUCACGAGGGGUCCGGACGCCGCCUUCGACGCUCACGCCUAUCUGUCCAAACUGGCCGCGGCUGCGGGCGCCGCCUCGCCCGGUAACUGCAGCGGCAUCGCGGGAGGAGCGAGAAUGUUGAUGCAGUCCCGACCCGGGUCCUCCCAGCUGGUCCACAUUCCGGAGGAAUCGCAGGAAAAUGACCACAGCGCUUCCCCGAAAGCGGCGGCGGCGGCGGCGGGGAGCGACGGUCUUUCUCGGGCCGACGCCCCGGCGCAGACUCACUGGCAGAGGGUGGCCGAGAAGGCCGCCGCUUGCGGGCCCAACAAUGACCAAGGGAAGAAAAGCCAGCCGCGAAUGGUGCAAGUGAUGGCCAUGUCCAAGCAGCAGGGGCUCCUGCAGGCCCAUUCCAGAAGCCUGGACGAGAGCGGCACCGGCGGCGCUUCCCAGGGCUCGGCGCGCUACGGGGGGGCCCCCUGCGCCGACAAGGAGCCGGGCGGCGGCGUCGGAGCCAUCGUCAGAAUCGAAGCGCACCCCGAAAACAACAAACCGGUCAUCCAAGCUCCGUCCACCGACGGAAGCGGAUCGUGGCGCUGGCGAUCUCUGGAUCACGGCGGCGCGGGAAGCGGGACCCUGAGGCAGUCCUUCGAUCUGGGCGAUCCCGGCAGGGACUCGGAGAGCUCCGACUCCCUGCGAGAAGGCUCGCUGGACGGCAAGCGCGCUCACGGCGGCGACGCGCUCCAUCAUCAGAGCCUCUCUACCAUCAGGGUGACUCCGGGGGACGCCGGCGGCGGAGACGCGGCGUCAGAAAUGCCCUCGCUCGCCUCCAGUCGGGAAUCCACGCUGCGGCGAAAAGGCCACAGCGUCAUCCUGAUUCCGGAGCGAGGAAACAGCCCGGAGAGCACCCGAAAUGUUUUCUACAAGGGCGCGUCCGGGCCCCAUCCGGAAUAACGCGGCGAGUGACCGCAAUGUGGGCCCGAGGCGGCGAGCUUGAUUUUCAGGGGGCUUUCGCGCUCGGGCCCUGGCUUCCCCUUUCAUCGACCCCGCUUCAUUUCCCGCUUUGCCCCAAAACCCCAACCGGCUGCCGGCUGCGCCUGACAAAAUCAAAAUGCCCGCCCGGCAUUGACGCGACCCGACUGGAGCGAGGUCACCGCCAGGCGGUGGACUCGGCUUGACUCUCCGACGCGCGUUUCUCUCGCAUGUCCCGCUUCCAGCAAAAGAGAUGAAAACAUGGCGAGGACGCGGAGUUUGUCCCAAUCCAGCGCAGCCGGCGCGCAGUCUUCCUCUUCUUCUCUUCCCUUCGCCGACCGAGCGGCAAACACGAGGGCCACGUCAAGUACUUUGCGGAGACGCGCCUCGGUGGUGUUUGGCGAAGGAACGGCGCCGGCAUAUUUCCAGCACCCGAUGCCGCCGCGCGCGCGCCGCCGUAUGACUGUUCCUCGGACGGCGUCGAUCCCCCCCCGUCGAAUGAUUGACGUCGCAUGCGCUUGUUGUCCACGUGAACUGAAGCACAACCUUUGACCUGUCGCCGGGACUCGUCACCGCGUCCUUUGUAGCCACCAUUUUUGUAUCUGUCGUUUACCGGCGCCGUCGCUGGAUUUUCUUUCGUGCUUUCUUCAUUUGAAUCGUCUCGCUAAGUUUGAGAUCCAAACGGCAAAAAGGCGCC
Molecule: messenger RNA, 3238 nt
Organism: Hippocampus comes (tiger tail seahorse)
Lineage: Eukaryota; Metazoa; Chordata; Actinopteri; Syngnathiformes; Syngnathidae
Product: phospholipid phosphatase-related protein type 4-like
Biological process (GO): signal transduction; phospholipid dephosphorylation; phospholipid metabolic process
Cellular component (GO): plasma membrane
Molecular function (GO): phosphatidate phosphatase activity
Source: RefSeq, a predicted model, not a curated record